GUCCUUUUGUUUCUUCAUUCUUUCAUUUCAAAAUGUAUUUUUCUUCUCAUUCUCUCAUUGCUUCCGUGCUCUUGGUCUCUGCCGUUCAAGCAUACCCAGGAGUUCAAGCAGAUCUUGUUGUUGAUAUACUAGCUACAGCGACAUCUGCAAUUGUUUUAGAGACCCCUCCACCUUCGGAAGGGCUUCUUGACAAUGUAGGGUUGUUCAAAUUCUUCGCAAGAGCCGCGAAGAAGACAACAGCAAAAACCACUGCUAAAACCACUGCUAAAACAACAGAGGCUGCACCGACAACCCAGAAAACUACAGCUCCAGCAACAACGCAAAAAACUACAGCCGUGGUGACUACACCCACAACUACCUCGGUGAAAACCACUGAAACACCUACUACCACUUCAAUCAAGACUACUUCCAUCCCGACUACGUCAUCUAUAUCCACGAAACCUACGUCUACGUCUACUUCAACGAGUUCGACUUCGGUUGUAGCACCAAGUAGUACGAGUACUAUCUCCAAAUCCUUGAUUUCAAGCACCAGCUCAAUUCCUACCUCGGUGGCUUCAAUUCAGACAUCUCAAGUCUCAUCUUCCACUGUGUCUCCGAUCUCUAGCUCGUCAACAUCUAGCUCUUUGGUAUCCAGUAAAAGUUCUACUUCUGUAGCUACGUCUUCUCAAAUAUCAACUUCUAAAACUGGUUCAUUGUCCAGUGUUAGUGGAGUCUCCGGAUCCAUUGUCAGCACUGGCUCUUUAUCAUCCCCUACUGUCUCUACUUCGGCUGGUGGGUCUGUUUCUUCUGGAAUCAAUUCAAAGACUAGUGAAUCUCUCACCAGUACUGGAUCAGCAUCAACAAGAACCGGUUCCAUAACGAGCACUGCUUCCGCUUCAGCGAGUGGAUCCCUUUCAUCUGGAACAGGUUCUAUCACCAGUGGAUCUCUCACCAGCACUGGGCCAGUAUCAUCAGGAAUCAGUUCGAGCUCGAUCUCAGGGAGUGGAACUAUAACUUCCUCCUCCCGCAUCUCCUCCUCCAGCGGUUCCAUCUCUUGUUCCGUCUCCAACACCGUAACAGACAUAACCUACUUUGUUUCACCCGCCACCAACACCCUUGGUUCCGUAACAAAACUUUCCACCAUCUCCUCCACCGCCGUCAGAACCAUCGGAUGUUCUCUCAGCGCCAAAACCGCCACAUCCACCGUCUCCUCCUCCGCAUCUAUCAGUAAAAUCGUCAUUCCAACCGGCUAUGGAGAUCCCAUCAUGAGCGCCGAAGCCAAAAAUGCCGCUUUCUACAAAGCCGGCGUGGCGGGAUACUCAAGCCAGCUGAGCGUUUACAGCGCAGCCUCGACGAGAACAAGCGGGAUGACCACAAUGGCUUCUGCGACGGGGAGUGCGUCGGGCGUGCAAAGCGGUUCGGGUUCAUCUAGUGCUUUGAGUGCCCCGAGUAGUCUUGCAAGUGGCACGACGAAGGAAAGUGUAAGUAGUGUUGCUACCACGGAUGUUUCGAGUACUACUAGUGCGCCGGCUACUUCUGAGACGGCUUCCGCCACGGGGUUUGUAGGGGAGAUCUCUUCGCUUCUUAAUAUCUUUUAAGGGGGAGGUGUGGAUAUAUGAGGGGGCUGGAUAUUAGCAUGGGAAUAGAUUCA
This is a messenger RNA of Botrytis cinerea B05.10, 1630 nucleotides long. RefSeq lists its product as hypothetical. The record is from RefSeq and is a predicted model, not a curated record. The coding region runs from base 33 to 1577 and encodes 514 amino acids. NCBI's taxonomy places the organism in Eukaryota, Fungi, Ascomycota, Leotiomycetes, Helotiales, Sclerotiniaceae. The transcript has a single exon.